GACGGGCCACUUCCGGUGUCCAGGUGCGGGUUCUUCGGCAGGAGGAGAUGGAGCCCAGCGCCGCGGCCCGUGCUCGGUCCCUCUUAUGGCUGCUGCCCGUGCUUGGCUCGGUCUGCGCCAGCGGACCCCGCACCUUAGUGCUGCUGGACAACCUCAACCUGCGGGAGACGCACUCGCUUUUCUUCCGGAGCCUGAAGGACCGGGGCUUUGAACUCACAUUCAAGACCGCUGAUGACCCCAGCCUGUCUCUCAUUAAGUACGGGGAGUUCCUCUAUGACAACCUCGUCAUCUUCUCCCCCUCGGUAGAAGAGGAUACGUUCUUUCUGGGUCACGGCGUCUGGUGCCUUCUUUCAGAUUUUGGAGGCAACAUCAACGUGGAGACCAUCAGUGCCUUUAUUGAUGGUGGAGGCAGUGUCCUGGUAGCUGCCAGCUCAGACAUUGGUGACCCUCUUCGAGAGCUGGGCAGUGAGUGUGGGAUCGAGUUUGACGAGGAGAAAACGGCCGUCAUUGACCAUCACAACUAUGACAUCUCAGACCUUGGCCAGCACACGCUCAUCGUGGCUGAUACCGAGAACCUGCUGAAGGCCCCGACCAUUGUUGGGAAGUCAUCUCUAAAUCCUAUCCUCUUCCGGGGUGUUGGGAUGGUGGCCGACCCUGACAAUCCUUUGGUUCUGGACAUCCUCACAGGCUCUUCUACCUCUUACUCCUUCUUCCCGGAUAAACCUAUCACCCAGUACCCCCAUGCAGUGGGGAAGAACACCCUGCUGAUUGCUGGGCUCCAGGCCAGGAACAACGCCCGGGUCAUCUUCAGUGGCUCCCUCGACUUCUUCAGCGAUGCCUUCUUCAACUCAGCAGUGCAGAAGGCCACGCCCGGCUCCCAGAGGUAUUCCCAGACAGGCAACUACGAGCUUGCUGUGGCCCUCUCCCGCUGGGUGUUCAAGGAGGAGGGUGUCCUCCGUGUGGGGCCUGUGUCCCAUCAUCGGGUGGGCGAGACAGCCCCACCCAAUGCCUACACUGUCACUGACUUAGUGGAGUACAGCAUCGUGAUUGAGCAGCUCUCAAAUGGCAGAUGGGUACCCUUUGAUGGUGAUGACAUUCAGCUGGAGUUUGUCCGCAUCGAUCCUUUUGUGAGGACCUUCUUGAAGAAGAAAGGUGGCAAAUACAGCGUCCAGUUCAAGUUGCCCGAUGUGUAUGGUGUAUUUCAGUUUAAAGUAGAUUACAACCGGCUGGGCUACACACACCUGUACUCUUCCACUCAGGUGUCAGUGAGGCCGCUCCAGCACACGCAGUACGAGCGCUUCAUCCCCUCGGCCUAUCCCUACUACGCCAGCGCCUUCUCCAUGAUGCUGGGGCUCUUCAUCUUCAGCAUUGUCUUCUUACACAUGAAGGAGAAGGAGAAGUCUGACUGAGGGGGCCAGAGCUCUGGACUCUAGCAGCAUGGAGAUGGGCUUUUUGUUAGGGUUCGUUUGUUUUUUCAGUCGUAGGAAAAUGGCACAGCCUUACCUCAGUGGAGAAGCAGCAUAGAGUACAAGGGGUGGGGUCAGGGAAUAAUUUUAAUGUAUGUUUUUCCACCUUGAAUUGCUAAGUGGUAUUUUUCAUAUCACUCUGAUUUCUAAAAUAAAGAGAGACGUUGCCCUCAAA
Molecule: messenger RNA, 1641 nt
Organism: Cynocephalus volans (Philippine flying lemur)
Lineage: Eukaryota; Metazoa; Chordata; Mammalia; Dermoptera; Cynocephalidae
Gene: DDOST
Product: dolichyl-diphosphooligosaccharide--protein glycosyltransferase non-catalytic subunit
Exons: 11
Coding region: 48-1409 (453 amino acids)
Cellular component (GO): endoplasmic reticulum membrane; oligosaccharyltransferase complex
Source: RefSeq, a predicted model, not a curated record